Hyaloscypha bicolor E is the source of this 504-nucleotide messenger RNA. RefSeq lists its product as uncharacterized. Bases 24 to 467 code for a protein of 147 amino acids. The record is from RefSeq and is a predicted model, not a curated record. The transcript has 3 exons. NCBI's taxonomy places the organism in Eukaryota, Fungi, Ascomycota, Leotiomycetes, Helotiales, Hyaloscyphaceae.
GUUCUAUCCUCCUUAUAAUCUUUAUGGCUCUCGAGCUUUAUAUCCCGCCUUGUAUUAGCAGUUCUGCUCACCCUCUCUAUCCCCUACCACCGGAGCAGCCUCUGAGAAUCCAGAUCGAAGGUCCAUUAGUAUCCAUCCAAAAACUUCUUCCGGAGAUAUUAUGGCAUACUAAUGCCGUAUCCCUAGUAUUUCUGCAGCCGGCCGGCCCGGGGCUUGCAGGAUUGGCAUAUCAGAAAAUAUAUGGGCGGAACGUCACAUUCGACCACCUCAUUAAUAUUAUUGAGAUAGAUAACGAUGGGGGAGUAUAUGCAAACGAGUACUUACCAUUUCCAGUAGAUCCGGUAGAAUAUAUAGGGAAGAAGGUACUAGCCGUGCCAAGAUGCUAUCAGAAGAGGAAGGGGAUACAAGAUUGUGAAAGGGUGAAUGGCUCGGUGGCUGAGAGGGAUAGAGAAAUGAAAGAGACCUAAUGCUAGCAAGGAGGAAAAAUUGGAAAUACUACUGCCU